AUGGCUCCUUUCCCGAUACGUGGAGCUACAGCUGUUUCGAGCAUCAUUGAUAAGGAGCUCAAGGGCUCCAUCACAGACCACUUAGACCGGGAACGGCGCGUCCGCCUCGCAUUAUGGAUUUAUGUCUCCAUCACUGUCGGUCAGCUUCCCUCUGAGGCGAACUCUUGGGCGAAUCUACCCAACGAGCUCAAAACCUUCCGCGGAGGUCUCCCAAAGAAACUUCGAGAGAGCUUCGACGGAUUUGACAACAGUCGACACACGAAUAUGAAGAUUGAAUUGGGCUUCAAAGCAAGAUUUUAA
Molecule: messenger RNA, 300 nt
Organism: Fusarium verticillioides 7600
Lineage: Eukaryota; Fungi; Ascomycota; Sordariomycetes; Hypocreales; Nectriaceae
Exons: 2
Coding region: 1-300 (99 amino acids)
Source: RefSeq, a predicted model, not a curated record